Molecule: messenger RNA, 624 nt
Organism: Ascochyta rabiei
Lineage: Eukaryota; Fungi; Ascomycota; Dothideomycetes; Pleosporales; Didymellaceae
Exons: 2
Coding region: 1-624 (207 amino acids)
Biological process (GO): small GTPase-mediated signal transduction
Molecular function (GO): GTP binding; GTPase activity
Source: RefSeq, a predicted model, not a curated record
AUGGACGUCCCGGAAGUGAACGUGCUCUUGCUGGGUGACGCUGAAUGCGGCAAGUCGACGUUCCUAUCACGCUUGAGUCUCGGCGUACAGCCUCACGACGAUGACCUCCCACCCUACGCGCUACCAACACUUCGUGACGAGGACCAGCCGUUCGAGUUUGAUAUCUCGCUCUACGGGCGUCCGUACAAGCUUCGAUUCUACGACACCAAGUCGCCAGAAAACUACACACUGCUACGCCCGCAGUUUGUGAUACUCUGUUACGACAUAACCUCGCGCGCAUCCCUUGAAUCGCUCACAAAAACAUGGCUCCCCAUCGUCAACGGACACUUCAACUACGACGAGAACCUCCCCGUCAUGGUACUAGGCCUGAAGCGAGACUUGCGCAAACAAUGGACACUGCAAGAAGUUGGGGAAGAGAAGAAGGGAAGGGGAGCGAGUGUGAUGCCGCACGAAGGGCUCCAGGCAGCGCAGAGAAUGCUGUGCGAUCACUACGCCGAAUGCAGUGCUUUGACUGGCGAGUUGUGUCGGGAGGUUCUACAAGAUGUCGCCAAGACAUGCGCAAAGACAACGACUGAAGCUGGAGCGAAGAGUGGAGGCGUGCUCUCUGAAUGUGCCGUCAUGUAG